This is a messenger RNA of Engraulis encrasicolus (European anchovy), 1207 nucleotides long. Its product is annotated as leukotriene B4 receptor 1-like. The record is from RefSeq and is a predicted model, not a curated record. Gene Ontology annotation, biological process: neuropeptide signaling pathway. Bases 81 to 1148 code for a protein of 355 amino acids. Gene Ontology annotation, cellular component: plasma membrane. NCBI's taxonomy places the organism in Eukaryota, Metazoa, Chordata, Actinopteri, Clupeiformes, Engraulidae. The transcript is spliced from 6 exons. Gene Ontology annotation, molecular function: G protein-coupled peptide receptor activity.
UCUCAGGACAUUCAGCGGAGGUCACAGACCACCAUAACAACAACAGCUCCACUGUCCACACCAGCCCCGAAUCCAGUGCCAUGUCUGCAGGGGAGCUGGUCAGUGUGUCUGUGCGCGCGCUCGUGUGUUUGGUGGCGCUGAUCGGGAACCUGCUGGUGCUGAUUCUGUUGCCACGAUAUCUGAAGGCUAAGAAGGAUAGCUUCACGCUGCGUCUGAUGCUGCACCUGGCUGUGUGUGAUGUGCUGUGUAUGCUGACGGUGCCGGUCUGGAUGUACGGGAUGCAGUACGGCUGGGACUCACUGGGCCUUCGCACCUGCCAGACAGCCUGCUACAUAGCAUUCACCUGCCUCAGCGUCAGCACUAUGGCCGUAUCACUAAUGAGUGUGCACAGGUACGUGCAGGUGUUAUACCGGCGGCAGUGGGAGCGUUUGGGUGUGCGGGGGGAGGGGAUUCUGCUGGCUAGCAUCUGGUUGGCCAGCUGCCUCUCCGCUAUCCCCUCCGUCAGUCUCUACACCCUCCUCCAUGACGACAACAACCAUGGCAACAACAACAGCAGCAGCACACUGACGGUGUGUGAGAAGGCUCCUGUUUCAGAGGGCCAGAAGGUGGGGGUGCUGCUCUAUGAGACUCUGGUGGGUUUUGUAUUUCCACUCAGCACUCUGGUCACCGCAUACUUCAGCCUGCAUCAGAAGGUGAGCCAGAGGACAGGGCAGGGGGAGGCGGCUUGUGGCUCGACGCGGCAAGAUGUGACACGCGGCCUGCGGUUCCUGGUGACGGCCAUCGUGGUUACUUUCUUCCUGGUCUACCUGCCAUACCAUGUGGUGAACGUCAUGACCAUCUUCACCCCCCUGUCCCACCACUCCCAGGCCACCUUCACCACCCCCUCCAGCGACCUCCGAACGACCCUCACCCCCCUGUCCAGUGACCUCCAAAUGACCUUCACCCCCCUCUCCAGCGACCUUCAGAUGACCCCCACCCCACUGCCCUACCGCAGUGCCAGGGUCAUAGUGGAGGCAGUGGGGUUAAUGAACAGCUGCAUUAACCCUUUCCUCUAUGCCUUCACCUACGUCCGACUGCGCAACAGGAGGAGCUCCACCACCCUGAUGACGGGGCUCUUCCGGAGCAACACAGAUGACGGGACACCUUAGACCAGCCUAUACAGGAGCAACACGGAUGACGGGACACCUUAGACCAGCCUAGAGAGGAG